This is a messenger RNA of Coregonus clupeaformis (lake whitefish), 4465 nucleotides long. RefSeq names its product regulator of G-protein signaling 12. NCBI's taxonomy places the organism in Eukaryota, Metazoa, Chordata, Actinopteri, Salmoniformes, Salmonidae. The record is from RefSeq and is a predicted model, not a curated record. Gene Ontology annotation, biological process: signal transduction. The coding region runs from base 299 to 3868 and encodes 1189 amino acids. The transcript is spliced from 11 exons. Gene Ontology annotation, molecular function: protein binding; GTPase activator activity.
AAUCCCCAACAAUGAAUGGAGGCCUGUGGAGUUUGUCACCCGUGGCAUAUGGAAUACCAGAAUAUGGGAGGGUAAUUUUUGAAAACAUAAAUUAUUAUGUUACGGAAACUACGCACGUGUGGAUUUGUAACUAGUUUGGACUGUUGGGCGUAUGCAACCUUUAAACUGACUUCAUGAAGCUUUGAAACGUGUUUACACAGGAUGACAACAACACUUCAGUGUUGGCACUAAAAAGAUAUCACUCCAGUGUGACAUUCGGUUCCCACGCUCUGCAUUUGAAAAAACGGCCACAUUCAGGAUGAGGAUGCCGGGACAGGCCGAAGGGGCGCGGAGGCGUCUGGAUCUGACCUCUCCUCAUGAAGUCAGAGGAGUUGAGGUUGUUCGAGGACGUGUAGGAUACGGGUUUACCUUAUCGGGACAAGGCCCGUGCCUCUUGAGUGGUAUAUUGGAGGGGAGCCCUGCAGACCAGGUGGGACUGAAGCAGGGGGAUCGUAUAGUGAGCGUCAACGGAACUGACGUGGCAAAGGCAUCCCAUGAGGCCGUGGUGCAGUUGAUUGGCACCUGUAAAGGCCCCUUACGGUUGGUGGUGCUUGUCGGGAGCGGGCCCUUGGUGGACCUAUCCUCCAGUGACGAGGAGUUAAGCAUUUCUAGAACAGAGGGAAAGGUGCUUUUUCAGAAGGGGGGUGUUUUUCGCACUGUUUCGGACCACUCUGGCAACUCGUCAUCUAACUCCGUAAACGCCACCCCAGCUAAACCAAGGCCUGUGUCGGAACCUGACAUGUCCCACUGGAUCCAACCUUUGAACUACAAAACCCAGCCUGUCUUCCUGUCUGAGGAGGAAACCGCCAGAGUGGCAGACAGCGACUCUGUUUUCAACGACCAGGAGGAUGAUGUGAAUCCAGACUGGAGUAUUCUGAACACAGCCAUGGUGGUGGGCUACCUGGGCUCCACUGAACUGAUCUUGGCUUUGUCCAGACAUGGCUCAGAGGACGACUGCCUACAGGUGAUCCGCAGGUGUAUCAGACUUAUGGGCACAGAGCAGGAGACCCACACGCUGGUGAUGAUGAAGAUCAUGUUCGACUGCGUCCGCCUCUGUGAUGACACAGGAGCCGUCCUUGCUGCCUUCCCUGCCGAGAACCUUGUCCUGGGCGUGGUGUGUUCCGAGGACAGGCGCUUUUUUUGUCUGGUCACCACUGCGCACAUCUCUGGCGGCCACGUUGGCCAGAACGGUCCCCUGAGUACCUCCUGCCACGUCUUCUUCAUCGACCCCGAGCUGUGUCACCACAGUGACCACCUGGGCAUCACAGGGCGCUUCGGCUUCGACUGCACCCCUGACCCAGACACCCAGGGCUGCCUGGAGUUCCCCCUUACUCCCCCCUCCGUCCUCCAGUUUGUAUCUGUCUUAUACUGUGACAUGGGGGAGGCAGUGGAGAGGCUUAGAACCAGGCUGGACAGAGACUCAGCCCACCACCUCCACACGCAACAGAAUGGCAGCAGCACCGGUAAGAACGGCAGCGCCAGCAGCAACGGAGACAGCGGGAUCGGAAAUGCCUCCCCCCCUGAGGAGAGAGCGGACAGGGAUUUCCCCAUCGCCCACGGAAACGACCCUGGGGGCCAUCUCCCCAGCUGUCCAUGGGAGGAUUACCCCCAGGCCGAAGGAGACCUCACCCAAAUACUAGCUCAUCAAAAUGGCCGCCUAAACGUCCAUCCUAAUCCAGGCAGCACAAAUUCCCUUUCCGAAUCUCUACCGGGCCCAGCGUUGUUAACCGGCCCAUCCGGUGGCCCUCCUCCCAGGCUGGAGUUUCAGUUCAAGCCCCCGCCACCACCGUACCCUCUGGCUAAGAACCAGAAACAGAACCUAACAGGAGGAGGCCCCUUCAGAAGCAGUCAGUGCUGGUUCUCUAUGAGUGUCAAGCAGAGGUGGCCUAAGGGCCGAGGUGGAGAGCCCGAGUCCCAGGCAACACCGGCCACUAACAGCUGGUCAGGACCAGCCACGUUGGGUAGCACCAAUGCUCUGCCACCCCCCAUGAGCCAGAUCCCACCAGACAGGUACCUGGCAGCGGAGGCCAUGAUGCUGCUGCCCCAGAGGGAGGAGUGGAGCAAACGACUCUGGAGAGUAGAAUCUGGAGAGCUGCUGAAUGGAAAUCCCAGGAAAGAUGCCAAUACCAAGGGCUCCAAGUUCUGGGGCAUUGGUGCCGGCCGCUCCUCUGGCCGUCGCUCCUUUGGACACUCCAAGAGGCUCAGCCUGGCACGUUCACUGGACGACCUGGAGGGGGACAAUCGUCACUCAGUGCCGGUGUGGGAGAGGGUGAGGGAGUGCUCCGCCAAGCACUGCAGCGUGACCUUGCCGGAUGGCUCGUGCUCCUCUGUGACCCUGCGGCCGGGGGCCACCAUCAGGGAGGUGCUCAGGGACCUCUGUCAGAAGCUCUGCAUCAAUAUGGUCGCCGUCGACCUCUUCCUGGUGGGAGGAGAGAAGCCUUUAGUGCUGGACCAAGAUUGCAUGACCCUCAGCUCACGGGACCUCAGAAUGGAAAAGCGCACCCUGUUCAGGCUGGACCUGGUACCCAUUAAUCGGUCUGUGGGCUUGAAGGCCAAACCCACCAAACCCGUCACCGAGGUCCUGCGUCCUGUCGUGGCGAAGUACGGCCUCCACCUCAACGAUCUGGUGGCCAAAAUAAGUGGAGAAACGGAGCCUUUAGACCUAGGGGCGCCCAUAUCCAGCCUCGACGGCCUGCGCAUAGUGCUGGAAAGAGCGAAUCCUGCUACCUCAGGGAAAGAUUCCAAGUCCAAGUCAGCCUCCUUGAAAGCCCAUCUGCCAUCUUUGACCAGCAGGAGUCUUUCAGCAACAGGAGAUGACAGGUCAUCAGGAAAGGCAAGCGGACCAGACCCGUCGCUCCCUACGGAAAAGAGAAAACCGAAAAAGAUUAAUAUAGAUGAAGCUGAAGAAUUCUUCGAGCUCCUAAGCCGGGCGCAGAGCAGCCGGAGAAAUGCCCAGAGAGGCCUCCUGAACAAAGAGGACCUGGAGUUACCUGACUUCCUGCGGUUAACCCCCUGCUCCCCCUCCACUGCCUCCCUAGACGUGGCAUGCUCCACCCCCGCCUCCAUCGAACAGGGCCAGGUGGUAGGCAGGUUGAAUGGGGUGGGUGGUACCCCUGCCCGCGGCCCCCUCAACGCCAGCCUGCGCUCCGAGAGCCUGGACUCCUCCCUCAGCAGCGCCAACGGACACUCCCACUCCGCUGCGGGGCGCCGGGCACUGCACCCACCCCGCCACCCCAUCUCCAACUUCGGCGCCACCCUCUCCCCCAUACCCCGCCCCUUGGAGGCUAGAGGCCCGGGCCUCAGGACGCUGGAGGAAGACACCCAUGCUGACCUGACCCUGGUGGGAGAGGGGGACAUCAACAGCCCCAACAGCACCCUGCUGCCCCCCUCGCCCGCGCCGCUGUCCCACGAGGGCAGCCUGCCUGAGGCUAACUUUACCCCUCCUGCGCCCUGCACCCAAUCCUCCCAGGAUGGAUGUGGAAAUGGCCAGUCCAGCUCAGAGAGAAGAAAAAUAGCAUGUGAUCUUGACUGCUCCCACAAGAGGGCACCGUGUCUUGGAGCACUACGCUCUCAGCCAGCCCUGCAGGAGGUGAUGGACGUGGAGGGAGUGUGUCUAGAGGAGGGGGAGGAGGAGGGGGAUAAAGUGGGGGAGGUCACCAUCAUCCGGGGAGAAGACUCCGAGCUCAGUCUCAGUUUCCAAGGGUACGCCACCGAGCUCCGGCAGUGCCAGAGCCGGAUGAAGACCUCCCAGGUGCUCCUCAACGCCCACGACCAAUCAGAGGGGAUCCAAGACUCCAAGACUGACAUGUACAAGGCCACAAUCGUGUGAGCUGUGAGGCUGAGCAACCUUCACCAGCACUUUCCAAGCUUGAGUCACUGUCUGUUCAAACAGGAUCUUACUUGACAAACGAGGGACUUUAACUGUAAAAAGCUAUUGAUUUUCACUCCAGAACUGAUAGAAUGUAUAAUAAUUGUUUUGGUGAUAGAUAUUGUAUUAUUGAACAUUACUCUGGUGUGUGUUUAGUGGGUUUACAUUUUCAAGAAGUGAUGAAAAGCAAAUGAAUUGCCAGUUCAGAUUGAUGAAAGAUUUGGUAAUAAAUAACUGUUUGGGAAUUUAUCAGGGGAUAGGCUACCUUGUUUAAAACAUGGUUGCUGAUACUGUAGGUACUGCAAGGCAGGGGCUAUAGAACUUUGCCUCUUUCAGGUAGAUAGGAUAGGAUUCACACAUUUUAGGAACAUGAGAAACUCCUCGCAACUCUAGUACAUUUUACUGUAUUAUUCUGGUCAUUUAUUCCACGCUUUCAUGGUGAACAACAUAUGAUCCAUCUUCAUAUCUGUAAACGUCUCAUUACAGUAUUAUGAUUGGCUUCAUGUUUGGUUAUUGUUCAAAUUCCACUCAAUAAACAUGCCUACCUUUGUAAUUCCA